UUUUUUUUUUUUUUUUUUUGUUUACCUUUGAAUCUAAUGGCUAUGGGAUGGAUACCAAUGAAGGAGAAAAAAGAAAAGAGGCCCUUUACAAAAUUGCUUUCUUUCUUUUCAUUGUUGGUGCAUUUUAUCAAUUGUCUUUGUGGCCACAAUUGUUUGUGUUAUCUCUAGUCUCUAAGGUAUGUUGUCUUCUUCUCAUAAUUGAAACCUUCAGAAAAUCUACUCGGCUCACUAGAAAAUAAAUACAGCUGUUGCAGUUGGAAAACGACAGUGUCAUAUCUUCGAAAAUAUAAUACUCCAUGGGCGAGAUUUAAGGAGUUGACCCUUGGAGAAAAAGUUAGAGAGGAAUUAAUUAACCGGUAAACCCCUUGGAAAAGAAGCAAAAGACGAAGCUCUUUAGUAGUAUAUAUAUUAGAGAAAACCCAGUGGCUUCUCUUAGGAUAAAUCUGAUAAGGUGGGUAAAAUAUAAAAAAAAAUGGGGUUGAUAAGAAGCUACUUCUCCUUCGUGUGCGGAACCAUCUGCGGGAUUUAUGUAGCGCAGAGCUACAACGUUCCAAACAUAGAAAAGGUGGCUCAAGCAGCCUAUUCCAUGGCCAAGCAAAUGGAAGAGAGAUACCGUAAGACAAAGACCAAGUCCUUGGAAGACUUUCAAGACUAAAGAAACAUGUCACACUGCCUUCUAUUUAUCUACUUGUUUUUUUUGUUGUUACUUCCAACAACCUUCUUUGUUUUCUUAAUGAAUCAGCUGAUCUAAUUACAAUCAUAACAACGACUCUUCAGAUCUUA
This is a messenger RNA of Camelina sativa (false flax), 783 nucleotides long. RefSeq lists its product as uncharacterized. The record is from RefSeq and is a predicted model, not a curated record. Lineage: Eukaryota; Viridiplantae; Streptophyta; Magnoliopsida; Brassicales; Brassicaceae.